AUGGAAGCCAUCAGAAAAAGUUCUAUUUAUAAUACUCCUGAGGAUAUUAUAGUUUGUCCAUACGACAAAAACCACGUUCUUCUUUGGUUUCGGCUCGAAAGGCACAUUUGGAAGUGUCAUCGGGCCGAUAAAGAAAAACGAAGGGCCUCAAGUAAAGUGAUGGUGCAAGAAGAAGAAGAGGAGAACUGGGAUCAUUUCAAUGAGCCCAGCUACCUCGACUUCAUAAGGAGUAAAAAGAAUCAUAAUGUCAUAAGUAAAGUGAUGAUGCAAGAAGAAGAGGAGAACUGGGAUCAUUUCAAUGAGCCCAGCUACCUCGACUUCAUAAGGAGUAAAAAGAAUCAUAAUGUCAUAAGUAAAGUGAUGAUGCAAGAAGAAGAGGAGAACUGGGAUCAUUUCAAUGAGCCCAGCUACCUCGACUUCCUAAGAAGGCCGGGGUUCUUUCGUAGAGAAUAA
Molecule: messenger RNA, 453 nt
Organism: Tribolium castaneum (red flour beetle)
Lineage: Eukaryota; Metazoa; Arthropoda; Insecta; Coleoptera; Tenebrionidae
Exons: 3
Coding region: 1-453 (150 amino acids)
Source: RefSeq, a predicted model, not a curated record